Molecule: messenger RNA, 471 nt
Organism: Macaca mulatta (Rhesus monkey)
Lineage: Eukaryota; Metazoa; Chordata; Mammalia; Primates; Cercopithecidae
Source: RefSeq, a predicted model, not a curated record
AUGGCAUCUCUAGCAUACAUACUUACUUCCCUUAAAUGCAACGUUGUAGCAUUUUCUGAUGGAAGGAGCACGGCAGAGUCCACGCCUUCACCUCCUCUGGCCAACUCUAAUCAUGAAUCUCCUGUGAAUCAGCUGGGAAACAUGCAGAAUAUGAGAUUGGAGCCUUCAUUCAUAUUAACUGAAGUUUUCCUUGACAAUUGUAGAACCUCCGCUUCUCCAUUCUUUAGAGAUGAAUUUGUUUUAGGUAUGAUCUUCCCAGAGUACAAAAGAAAUUUAUUCUGGAAAUUUCAAACUAAGAUGGCCUCCUCACUGGAACUGGAUCCACCAUCCUUUUUUCUCAGUGUCUUAUUGUUUGUGUUUUACAUCUUUUGCAAGGUGAGCUACACCUCUGAGAGAGCUCCUGGAAAUUACCAGAGAUACUUAAUAUUGCCAGCUCUACAGAUGGAGGUGAUGCACCUUGAUGAGGAAUGA